Molecule: messenger RNA, 3225 nt
Organism: Cicer arietinum (chickpea)
Lineage: Eukaryota; Viridiplantae; Streptophyta; Magnoliopsida; Fabales; Fabaceae
Product: receptor like protein kinase S.2
Biological process (GO): protein phosphorylation
Molecular function (GO): ATP binding; protein kinase activity
Source: RefSeq, a predicted model, not a curated record
CAUAGUUGCACAAAAAUUCAACUCUUCAAACUAAACGCGUUGAACAAUACCACCAAACACAACACAACAAUUAAAUACCAAAUAUGAAACCUCUUCAAAAUACUAUACAUCUUCAAACACCUUUAUCAUAAAAACAUGUUCAAAUAAAACUUUCUUAUUUCUCACAAACACAAAAAAUUAAUCCUCAAAAAAAAAAAGAAGCCAUGCAACUCCAUAAUCUUUGCAUUGUUUUACCACCAAAUUCAGGUGAAAUAAUAAAACAGAAUGAAAAGGGUCAUCAAAAAUCUUUUCAAUCUUCAAAGAAACACAAAGUUAAGUCCAAAAGGCCUUCAAGGUCUUGUGGUGGACAACAACAAGUUCUUGAUUUGAUUCAUGAUUCAUUAAACAAGUUGUGUAGUUUAAGGUUGUGGAAAUUUUGCCAACAUAGGGGGAUGCAAAAAGAGAAAAGGAAGAACACUUCAAGUGUGGUUUUUCAUGACAUGGAUGGUGUUCAAUUUGCUGUCAAGAUUGGAAGAGACAAUCCAAGGAUUUUUAGCUAUGCAGAACUUUUCAUAGGUUCAAAUGGUUUCAAUGAAGAACAAGUUCUAGGGAGUGGUGGAUUUGGCAAAGUUUACAAAGCUGUUUUACCAAGUGAUGGAACUUUGGUUGCUGUCAAAUGCUGUUUAUCAGAAAAAGGGAAGCAAUUUGACAAAAGUUUUCUAGCAGAGUUAAACGCGGUAGCCGAUCUUCGACACAAGAAUCUUGUGAGGUUAAGAGGUUGGUGUGUUCAUGAAGAUCAAUUACAUCUUGUUUAUGAUUACAUGCGGAAUCGCAGCCUUGACCGUGUACUCUUCCGAAGGCCUAAGAAUUCGAAAGGCGAUGAUUCGACUCUCGGUUGGACACAAAGAGGUAAAAUUGUUAAAGGUUUAGCUGCUGCAUUGUAUUAUUUACAUGAACAAUUAGAGACUCAAAUCAUUCAUAGAGAUGUUAAAACAAGUAAUGUUAUGCUUGAUUCACAUUACAAUGCUAAGUUAGGUGAUUUUGGAAUGGCAAGAUGGCUAGAACAUGAACUUGAGCUUGAAUUCAAGUACAACUACAAUCAAAACAAUAGUAAGAAAACAUCAAGUAGAAUUGAUCAUUUCAAGUUAGGACAAACAUCAAGAAUUGGUGGAACAAUUGGUUAUCUUCCACCAGAAAGUUUGCAAAAACAUAGCAAUGGUACUACUUCAAAAUGUGAUGUAUUCAGCUUUGGUAUAGUUGUUCUUGAAGUUGUAUCAGGAAGGAGAGCAAUAGAUCUAACAUACCCAGAUGAGAAAAUCAUUUUGGUUGAUUGGAUUAGAAGGCUUUGUGAUGAAGGGAAGGUUCUAGAAGCAGCUGAUACUAGACUAGUACAUGAUGUUGAUGGAUCAUACAAUUUUUCUGAGAUGAAACAUUUUAUUCAUAUAGGCUUACUUUGCACACUUCAUGAUCCAAAUUUGAGGCCUAAUAUGAAAUGGGCUGUGGAAGCACUUUCUGAUGUUUGUUUCAAACUUCCUUCACUUCCUUCAUUUCUUUCACACCCUCUUUAUAUCUCUUUGUCUUCUCCUUCUGAGACUAGUCCUAGUAGCAUAAGUGGAACUAAUUCAGCCACAGAAAAUACUAGCUUAAUCACAAACUAUAGUACUUCAUCAAACUAUGUCACAGCUCCAAUGGAAGAAACAGUUUAUGCAACUGCUCAACAAAAAAACAGUGGAAAUUGUGGAAUUGGAAUCAUCUCUUCUAAGAGCAUGAACCAUCAAAACAAGGGAAAAUUUCCUGUGGUUGAAACUCCAAGAGAAAUAUCAUACAAGGAAAUUGUUUGUGCUACAAAUAACUUCUCAGAGUCAAGAAGGGUAGCUGAACUAGACUUUGGAACAGCUUAUCAUGGGAUAAUUGAUGAUAAUUGUCAUGUUUUGAUAAAAAGGUUGGGGAUGAAGACGUGUCCUGCAUUGCGCGAUAGAUUCUCAAAUGAACUAAGGAAUCUAGGAAGGCUUCGGCAUCGGAAUUUGGUUCAGCUUCGAGGAUGGUGCACUGAACAAGGAGAGAUGCUUGUUGUUUAUGAUUACUCAGCAAGUAGGAUUCUAAGUCAAAAGCUUCUUCAGAUUCAUAACAACAAAGGUGUGAAUGGAGAUUCUGUUCUUCAAUGGAAUCAUAGGUACAAUAUAGUGAAAUCACUUGCUUCUGCAGUUCUUUAUCUACAUGAAGAAUGGGAUGAAAAAGUGAUUCAUAGAAACAUUACUUCUUCAGCUGUGAUUCUUGAACAAGAUAUGAAUCCAAGACUCACAAGUUUUGCAUUAGCUGAGUUUCUGUCAAGGAAUGAGCAUGGCCAUCAUGAUGCAGCCAAAGAUACUGACAAAUCGGUUCGGGGGAUUUUCGGUUACAUGUCUCCGGAAUACGUUGAAUCGGGCGAAGCAACUACGGCUGCCGAUGUUUAUAGUUUCGGUGUGGUGGUGCUUGAAGUUGUCAGCGGAACGAUGGCAGUCGAUUUUCGGUAUCAAGAGGUUCUUUUGGUGAAGAAGGUUCAUGAAUUUGUGAUAAGGAAAAGACCAUUGAAGGAAAUAGCUGAUAUAAGACUCAAUGGUGAGUAUAAUGAGAAAGAAUUGAUGAGGUUGGUUAGAUUAGGAAUUGCAUGCACUUCUUGUGAUCCUAAAUUAAGACCAAACAUGAGACAAAUUGUGAGCAUACUUGAUGGAAAUGAUAAAUUGCUCAACAUGAAAAACAAGGAAAGUAGGGAAGAAUGGAGAGAAACAAAUGCUAGUUCUUUGUCAAUGAUUAGGAGAAUUCAAGCUCUAGGAAUACAGUAAGAAGUUAUACAAGAAAUUGGACUGAUCAAAUGGUAAUUAGGGGCCGGUUACUUUAUGAAAACAUUUCCUGUUUUCAUUUCCUAAAUUGUGUUGAUUUUCCUCGCUAAGAUGAAGGUAAGAGACUUUCGAAGUAAACAAUUGUCUAUAUUUUUAAAAACAAUGAAAAUAUCAACAACAAAAAAUUGUUUUCAUUAUUUUCAGAAAUGCAUUUUCAUUAACUAGCAUUUCAUCUUAUUUCCAUGAUAGUGGUUUACUUCAAGAGUCUCUCAUCAAGAUAAAUGAACACAUAUUUUAGAAAAUGAAAACAAAAUACACUUUCUUGUUUCAGUUCUGUAUGCAUUUUUUUGUUAUUUUGUUUGAUUAUGUCUUUGCUAUGUUGUACAUAAUUGAAGCUUAAUGUAUUAGUGCUAUGUUUCUAUUCACA